AGAGUCCAGAUCGGAAGAGCCGAGUCCGGGCAGAGGGGUCCGCGGGCUCUGGAGGUGCUGGACGGGUGCGAUCCGAGAGCAGACCGGGGUCCUCGCGAGCCUCUCCCGGCCCCUGCCCGCGAUGAGCGAGGCCAGCCGGCUGUGCUCCGGCUACUACAGCCUCAACCAGAGCUUCGUGGAGCCCUUCCAGUGCCCCCGGCGCGGCGAGGGGGCCGCGCUCCAGUAUUGCUGCGGCUUCGCCGACCUCAAGUACUGCUGCAGCGAGCCGGGCAGCUACUUCCCCUACAAGCACAGCUACAUGUGGAGCCUCAGCAUUGGUGCCUUGAUUGGACUAGGAAUUGCUGCCCUUGUUUUACUCGCCUUUGUCAUCAGUGUCUGUGUCCUUUGCUAUUUAUUUCUGUAUACGAAACCUCAAAGAUUAGACACUGGCCUUAAGCUUCAACACUUAGAGGCUUCUUCCACUCAAGAAGGCAAGUCAAAUGGAAAAACCAAAGCCCUCAAUUCAAAUGCAGCAUCAAAUGCAACAAAUGAAACAUACUAUGAAGCUGAUGAUAUAAUUCAAGAAAAAACAAUGGAUGCAACACAAAUCCACAUUGCUUAUUAACUAAAAAUUCUGUGUUUUAAAUGCUUACUGGAGAGAUGGGGCAAUAAAAAUAAAGCGUGCAUUUGAAACGGUUUGUAAUAUUGCUUUUCAAAAAUUCGUCACUCACAAAGCAAGACACAGCUGCAUUUUUGAUCAUUCAGUUACUUUAUUAAACGCACAUUAAGGUUU
Messenger RNA from Pan troglodytes (chimpanzee), 772 nucleotides. RefSeq names its product shisa like 2B (gene SHISAL2B). The transcript has 3 exons. Lineage: Eukaryota; Metazoa; Chordata; Mammalia; Primates; Hominidae. Bases 122 to 604 code for a protein of 160 amino acids. The record is from RefSeq and is a predicted model, not a curated record.